CAUGGCCUACAUCCGCGACCCUCGCUUCUCCAUGUCCUUGGUCGAGCCUGCUUUCGAGCCCCCAAGUGCUCCUCGUCCACCCCGUGUCUCAUUCGCAAAGCACUUCGAACGGCGUAUGAUCAGCGUAUGGAAGAUCAUCACGCGCAGUACGCGCAAACAACCCCGCGACUCCUUCAUCCACUCCGAUUUCGUCGUCAUCACAGCCCGACGACGCAGUACCAUUCGGGGUCCGCGCAUAUACCGAGUCUA
Cyclocybe aegerita is the source of this 249-nucleotide messenger RNA. The record is from the annotation of a GenBank genome assembly. NCBI's taxonomy places the organism in Eukaryota, Fungi, Basidiomycota, Agaricomycetes, Agaricales, Hemipholiotaceae.